Messenger RNA from Oncorhynchus masou masou (cherry salmon), 2400 nucleotides. Its product is annotated as zinc finger protein 239-like. The record is from RefSeq and is a predicted model, not a curated record. The transcript is spliced from 4 exons. Gene Ontology annotation, biological process: regulation of transcription by RNA polymerase II. Gene Ontology annotation, molecular function: RNA polymerase II cis-regulatory region sequence-specific DNA binding; DNA-binding transcription repressor activity, RNA polymerase II-specific. The coding region runs from base 1 to 1110 and encodes 369 amino acids. Lineage: Eukaryota; Metazoa; Chordata; Actinopteri; Salmoniformes; Salmonidae. Gene Ontology annotation, cellular component: nucleoplasm.
AUGGUGCUGAUGCGGGCGCUGGAGACAGGGGGUGGUCUAGUGGGUCUGGGCAGGUGUGAUGUAGUUAAUGGAGAUGGGCUGUGUUCUCGUGGGUCUGGGCAGGGGGAUGUUACAGUAAAAGGAGAGGAGGAUGUUACUGUAAAAGAAGAGGGGGAUGUUACUGUAAAAGGAGAGGAGGAUUCCGUUUUUGGAGUGAAAUCCCUGAUUAAUACUAGAGAGAGAAGUGACUAUCCUGGAUCCUCUGGGGAGCCUCAACAACCUCAUGAUGCUGAUGACGCAGAGAAGAGUCUCUCCAGAUCAAAACACCCCAAGAAACACCAGCAGAGACCCACAGGGAAUAGAACUCACUGCUGCUCUGACUGUGGGAAGAGUUUUGUUUCUUCAGGACAUUUAAAAGCACACCAGAGAAUACACACGGGAGAGAAACCUUAUAGCUGUGCUCAAUGUGGGAAGAGUUUUACGAUGUCUAGCAAGCUGACACGACACUAUAGAACACACACAGGAGAGAAACCAUAUAGCUGUGAUGAAUGUGGAAAGAGUUUUGUCACAUCUAGCAGUCUGAUUAGCCACCGGAGAGCACACACAGGAGAGAAACCUUUUAUCUGUACUCAAUGUGGGAAGAGUUUUACUCAGUCAACCAGCCUGAUAUCACAUCAAAGAACACACACAGGAGAGAAACCUUAUAGCUGUGCUCAAUGUGGGAAGAGUUUUACUCAUUCAACUGGCCUGAUAUCACACCAGAGAACACACACAGGAGAGAAACCUUAUAGCUGUACUCAGUGUGGGAAGAGUUUUACUCGUUCAACCGGCCUUAUAUCACACCAGAGAACACAUACAGGAGAGAAACCAUAUGGCUGUGUUCAAUGUGGGAAGAAGUUUUCUCAGUCAACCAGCCUGAUAUCACAUCAGAGAACACACACAGGAGAGAAACCUUAUAGCUGUGCUCAAUGUGGGAAGAGUUAUAUUACGUCUAGCAAGCGGACUAAACACCAGAGAACACACACAGGAGAGAAACCUUAUAGCUGUGCUCAAUGUGGGAAGAGUUAUACUACGUCUAGCAAGCGGACGAAACACCAGAAAAAACACACAGGAGAGAAAUCUCAGCUGUGAUCAGUGUGUGACCUUGAUAAAAUACCUCUGAUCAAACAUCCGAAAAUACAUACAUGAAGGAGAUGUUUCAUGAUAUCAAUGAAUUUAUGUCACAAUGUACAAUGUUUUAACAUUGUAGAAGGAGUAUUUUAAUAAUGUCACAAUGUUGAACCCUAAAUGUUUGCCCCCUGUUCUAUUGAUUUCAACUUGAUGGGGAUAUUAGCUUCACGGAAAAAUUCAGGCUCUGAUUUGAAAGAGUACUAUUUAUGUGAUUUAACAAAAAUUGACUAACAAAAAAAGAGUUGAGUUACACUUACCAACGUACACUUGAAACAAAAAGCAACACUUCAAAAUGUAGCGAGCUUUUUUCUACAAAUUGUCCUCUAAGCAAGGAUGUACACAUUAUUCCGAGAUACCGUGUGGUUUUUGAGCUGUUAGUUUUAACAGGACGUGCAACCUCAUCCUCUCCCAUACUUGAUUUCAACAUGAUAUCAAUGAGUUAUGACAAAUAAGUGUUGUGUUCAUUUGUUUAGCGACCCCUAAAUUUAAAUGCAUCACUCUAAAAUGUAGCUGACUGUCUUCUGCAGGUUAUCCUCUCAUCGGCGAGGUAAAAGAUAUCUCCACUUUCCAUGUGUUUUUGUGUGUGUUAGGUUGUACGUGCUGUUGAAACUAUCCCCCCCCCAAUCGAUAUCAGUGAUUUAUUGCGACUUGUCGAAACAUCAGCGUUUCUGUUGCUUUGUUUAUAAAGUGCUUGUUUUAUAAAAUGCAUAAUUAUUUAUGUAACCAACUGACAUUUUUGGGGGGCUACAAUUAUAUUGACAUUGUUAUCCUGCUUUUAGAAUAUCAGGGUUCAUUCUCAGAUGUGCCAAACCAAAUGUACUAGAGCAUGACAGAAGAAAGAGAAAGAGAGAAAGAAAAAUCUUUGUGAGAAUAAUAAAAAUAAAUAUUGUUUUGAAUUGUUGUUUGCCAGUAGACACUAUGUUUAUAUUGGUGAAGGUGAAGCAUUGUUGUUGAUUAUAAUGUGAAAUGGAAGUUGUUUUCUGUUGUUGGUGAACAUUCUCUUAAGGUGUUCAUCUUUGGUUUUUCCAGUUAUGUUUUGAGGUUGGACUUCAGCACGUCUUGCUUGUUCGCACGUAGGACGCACUGAUUGGUGUCACCUUGUUAGUCAGUAUGUGUUACACCUGUGCUGGCUUGUCCAUCUCGUUACUGGGAAGGUGUUUCACCUGAGCUGGUUCAGGUUCGAUUAAAGAGUGUCUGGCCCAGUGCUCCAGUUGUCUUGAUAGAUGUGGAGAGUCAACAACUUCAGUUGCU